GAGAGAAACCUAAUACCUGCCAUCCAUCGUCACACUGUGCUUCAUGGUUUCUCACCUGGGAUCCAUCUGCAGCCUCGGCUGUUUGGCUGAAAGUGUGGACAUGAGCAUGACGAGCCCUCUCAACCUCAGCAGUCUGGGCCGGAUCUGCGGCUCCAGUCACAGCAAGGAAACGGUCAUUUUGGACCGGGUCAAGAGGAAGAACUCUGUCAGGCGCAUGUCAAUCAUUGAAGACGGUGAAAUUGCAGAAGUUCUCUAUCUCAUUCCUAAACAAUCCAUGAUGGAGCAGCUGCCUUUCCUCAACCCCGACGACUACAUCCUGUGUGAGAAGAUGGCUGCUAUUCCUGCAGAGCUGUCAGUGCUGCCUGCUCUGGACGGCUGCUACCCAAGACCAAAGCAGGCCAUCCUGUGCUUCAGAUGUGGGGAACAAUGCAAAGGAGCUGUGGUUCAGGUCCACAACACUCACUUACACAUGAAGUGCUUUAACUGCAAGGUGUGUGGCUGUGACUUGGCUCAGAGUGGCUUCUUCCUGAAGAACAGUGACUAUCUCUGUCCAGUGGACUUCCAAAGGCUUCAUGGCACGCUCUGCAACAGUUGUGGUGACUCAGUAGAGGGGGAGGUGGUCACGGUCUUGGGGAAGUCCUAUCAUCCGGCCUGCUUUGUGUGCACUAUUUGCAAGCAGCCAUUUCCAAUGGGGGACUGUGUGACCUUUAAUGGGAAAGACUGUCUCUGUCAUCGCUGUAUUCACCCUGGGUCCUCUGCUCCUAAUGACAUCAACUAUUCUGACUGCACUGGCUGUGGGAGAGACAUCAAAAAUGGUCAGGGUCUGUCAGCCCUGGGUGGACAGUGGCACCUCGGCUGCUUCAAGUGCAAAACCUGCAGGAAAGUGCUGAGUGGAGAAUACAUGAGCAAAGAUGGUUCUCCCUACUGUGAGAGAGACUACCACAGUCAGUUUGGAGUGAGGUGUGUGGCAUGUCACAAAUUCAUUACAGGAAAAGUCCUUGAGGCAGGGAAUAAACGUUAUCACCCAGGUUGUGCAAAAUGCAGCUUGUGUGACAACAUUUUCACAGAAGGAGAGGAAAUGUUUCUACAAGGGUCGACAGUUUGGCACCCGCACUGCAGAGACAACAGAACUGAGGACGGUUACGAGGCAUGGUGUCUCAAUGGUCCCACGUAGAAACUCAAGUUUGUUUUGCUGUAUAAACCACACAUUGCUCCAUAAAUUCAAAUGAAAUCUUUAGUUUAGAUUUACUUUUACUGAUGCAUUCUUACCAAACAAGGCAGCAGCACAAGAUACAAGACAUAGGGUUCACUGUCAUAUGCACAAUUAGCCAUCAAUAAAUAAAGAUGUGUAGUAGGAGUCUGCAAAAGGUCGCAAUAGAGCUCCCAAAGUUUGCACUCAGCACCAGGUUAGCUGGAAAAACAUUCAGUUCACUGUGACUUCCAAAGAGAAUCCACAGAGACCAAGCACAAAAAUCACAUUUUAUAUAUUCAUUUAUUUAUAUCGAACAUGUAAUUUAUUCAAAAGACAAAGAAAAAAAAGAACAUAUUUCAUGUUCAAAAGUACGGAAGUGCAUUGCAUCAAUAUUAAAAAUAACAGCUGUAAGCAGAAAACAGCUGUAGGCCAACCUGUUUCAUGGUUUUAUACCAAAAGUUAAUUAAACGUUAUUCUUAUAACAAAAAAGAAAGAAUUUACUUCAUUCAAAGCCAGAACUUCCCAGCGUCUGCGUCAGACUCCUGUAGAAACAUGGUGUGUUGAGAUUGUGGAGGACUUUGCUUAGCAGCCCAUGACUAUAUUAUUAUAAAUGGCUUAUCUAAGGCUAUGAAAAUCAUACAAUAAUUAUUAUACAGCAUUUGCAAGCAUAGUAAAUUAGAUUUUUGCUAAUAUAAAAUGCUAAAAUAAUAAUCCAGAAAUACUACAAACUAGCUUUCACCAGGACUGACUGUUGACUGUAGGAAAAUCAUCCUUAAAUUGGACGAGGUGAUGGUCUGGAUGAUGUUAGCUUAGAGGGCUCUAUGGGGGAGGAAGAGUCUAAAUUAGAGGUCUCAAACCUGCGGCACGUGGGCCACAUGUGGCCCCCCAAUGAAUUUCAUGGUAAAAUUACUUAUUUCUGUAUUUUUGUGAUUUAUACAUUCAUUCAUUGACAACUGUAUAUGUUGUUCCAUAAUAAAAAAAACAACACUA
Molecule: messenger RNA, 2182 nt
Organism: Solea solea (common sole)
Lineage: Eukaryota; Metazoa; Chordata; Actinopteri; Pleuronectiformes; Soleidae
Product: actin-binding LIM protein 1-like
Exons: 8
Coding region: 44-1174 (376 amino acids)
Biological process (GO): lamellipodium assembly; cilium assembly
Cellular component (GO): stress fiber; actin cytoskeleton
Molecular function (GO): actin filament binding
Source: RefSeq, a predicted model, not a curated record